UUAAAAUUGAAGGUCAUAAAGAUAAUAAUAUUCCUAAACUUGAAGAAAUUUCGCAUGUGAUUGUUCAUAAUGAUGAAUCCUUAAACAUGAACGAUAUAAAAGAAAAACAUCUUGGUCAUUUACUUUAUAAUCCCAAGGAAAUUAUUCCACCGUUGGAAUUCAAUGAAAAUGGUUUAUUGGAAAUUUGGAUACAGGCUGAACAUUUGACAUGGGAUAAUAAUAAAGUUAAAGGUUAUUUUGUAUGGGGAACAGAUAUUUAUUGUGAUGAUUCAGAUAUUGUUGCAGCUCUUAUACACGCUGGAUUUUUUAUUCCUCCUGAAUAUAAUAACUCAAAAAUACUACAAAAGCAACCUAAUUAUGAUCUUCAUGUUACGAUUCGCGCGUACCCAAAACUGGUCAAUUAUAAGGGCACCGAAAGAAACAAUUACAAAAGUAGGUCUUGGGGAAAUCAUGAUGGAGUUAGUUACAGAAUUGAAAAUGUAGAAAAAAUACAGAUUGGUGAAGCAAUUUUUAGAUCAAAAGGUAGUAAAGGGAUAAAAGAAAGAAAGAAAAAUUAUCUUGAUAUGAGAAAAAAGGCUUUUGAUGUGUCAAAUAAUCAAAAUGCCAUUUUAAUUAUUUUUAAUAACGAACAUGAUCCUUGCUAUAAAUAUUCACCCGAGUUGAUGUCGGACAGUGAAUAUAUAAUUAAUAGAUUAUAUUCUGAAGUUUUAUACUUGGAAAAUGAUGAAGAAAGAUAUGAAGUAUCGUAUAAUGAGGAACAAGGCAAAUAUAGAUAUUCAAUAGUAUCACCAUCUGUUUAUUUAGGAGACAGAAAUAAUGGUAAUUUAAGGUAUCCAUUAAGUUGUGAUAAGUUAGAUGAAAUAGUUCGUGAUGAUUUAGAUUUUCAUGAACUUUCAUGGAAUAUUAUUGGUGUCGUUGUAGCCAAUAAACAAAAUCAACAAAAUAGCUUAUUAUGCAUCAUUAAAAGAAUGUUUUGGUACCCUAAAAGACAAGCUCAAGAAACAUGUGAAUAUGAAAGUGAUGAUUCUUCAAGUUCAGAAAAAUUAUAUAUAGAUCUAAUACCAGAUGAAGAUAUUAAGGAAUAUGAUCUAACGAAUGAUUCUGAUCAACCAGAAAAUAUAGAUGCUGAAAAUCAAAUACAAACUUCAUUUAUUCAUCUUCCGUCAGAAAUAAUUUUACGAAUCAUUUAUGAACUUAUAUUGCUAGAGAAACCGGAUCUUCCUAAAACCGCUGUAAUUUCUUUACCAUUAACUUGUAGAACUUUGUGUAGGUUUUCAAAAGAUCAUAUUUUAUGGGAACAUGUAUUCUGUAAAGAGUAUGAUAUCUUGGCAAGAAAACGUCGCUUUAAAAUUUGUAAUUUUAGAAAAAUUUAUUAUAGAAGAUCACGGACAAAUAUUGAUAUGAUGAACUCAAGUCUUCUACAAUUAGAAGGAUGCAAUAUUGGACAAACAUCACCAUCAGAGUCAAUUAUAGGAAAUGUAUUAGAUGUACUAACUAGUUUAUGGAUUCUAGUCUCUGAGAAUGAUGGCAAAAACACCAAAAAGCUAUCAGAUUUCAAAGCAUCUGAAUUUUGCUUCCGGGUAUUUCUUUCAUUAUACAAUAGGAUGGAUACAUCCUUAAAGCACCUGGCUUGUGUUUUUAUAUCAUUAAAAAUUAUUUCAAUACUUUUGGCAUAUGGAUUUGAUCCUAAAUUGCAUGAAACAAUUGUUGAGCAAAUGUCAUUAAUAUUAAGAGAACGAGUUAUAAAUUGGAAUCCUAACGAUGAUUCAAUAUUACCUAUGCUCGAAUGUCACGCACUUCACAUUUACUUCUCAUAUUGUGCUAGAGAUGAUUGUAAAAAGCCAAUGUUACCCUCAUCCUUUGCGUUUGAUUCUCGUAAAGCUGAUAAAUGGUUGCAAUGGACAGAUAUGGUUGAUAUAUAUGGUUCAAAUAAAAUUUUAUUUUGUCUUCGGAAUGAUGCAUAUGAUUGGCCAAAUGGACCACCUAGUUUAUGGACAGGAUUAUGUACAAAUGAAACAAUUUCGGCUGUUGAAAAAUUGAUCGUUUUAGAUCUAGUAUUUUAUAAAAAUAAUGAAAAUAUAGAUUUGCCUUAUGAUGAUUUUGAAGGGAUUGAAGACGUUGAUAAACCAUAUAAUGAUCAUACAUUUAAUUACAUAUUUAAAGGUGAUCUGAUGGAUGAUUCAGGUAAAAAAAACCAAGUUGAAGGUGAAUCUUGUGUAAUUGAUAAGGGUAGAAGAGUUAAGUUUAAAUGUGUUAGCCACUCAGAAAACGGUGAUAAAAAAAGUCAUUUCUGUGGAUUUAUGACAGCAUUUGGAAUCAUUGGUAGGUAUUGGGAUGAUGAUGCUGCUAUUGAUCGUUCAGGAUUUUUUUGGAUUUGGGAAUGGAUUUAA
Molecule: messenger RNA, 2390 nt
Organism: Entrophospora candida
Lineage: Eukaryota; Fungi; Glomeromycota; Glomeromycetes; Entrophosporales; Entrophosporaceae
Source: the annotation of a GenBank genome assembly